UUAAGAUUUUAAAUCUAAUGUAGUGUUAUAAACAAUUAAUACUUGACAUGAUCUCGUUUGGAAUAAUGACGGCGGUCCUCUUGGCGUUGACUUGYGUAGUGCAUUACGAUCUGUUGAGCUUGUUUCUGCCUCAUCCGUACGGGCGGCGCAUCAUGUACGCAGACAACGAACAACAGCAAUACCGACCAAGAUCCGAGGCGGACCACGUGUGGAUACCGAAACCGGGAACGGCUCCGAAUACGUCAUAUUUUCUACCACAGCCGGUGAUCUUGCAAGUCAACAGCGAUGACGGCGAGGACUUCUGGACGGACUCGGACUACGAUGUCGGUGGUGCCCAUAAUAAUCGCGGUACGCUUUCCAACGUUGACGUCCACCAACAGGAGCCUGCAUCGGAUACCGUGGUUGUCCGUGUUCCUACCAUUACCACGACUGAGGUACCGGAUGACAGUGACGACAACUACGUCGAUGACGAUGAUUACGUUGCUCCUGAACAAGAGUGGGACGACGACGUCUUUUGACGUGCUUCGCCUUGUUCCCAGUCAGUGCGAAGAGUUUUCACGGCUUUCAUAUAUCGCAAUAAUUUACUAAUAUUGAUCUAUAUUACAUAUACGUUACAUGUAUAAUAUAAUAUUCUUUUUGUCUUUGUAAACCGUAAAGGCACCAUACACCUGCACAACUUUGUGUUUCGU
Molecule: messenger RNA, 689 nt
Organism: Diuraphis noxia (Russian wheat aphid)
Lineage: Eukaryota; Metazoa; Arthropoda; Insecta; Hemiptera; Aphididae
Source: RefSeq, a predicted model, not a curated record